This is a messenger RNA of Trichechus manatus latirostris (Florida manatee), 4636 nucleotides long. RefSeq names its product calpain 7 (gene CAPN7). Gene Ontology annotation, molecular function: calcium-dependent cysteine-type endopeptidase activity. The transcript has 21 exons. Lineage: Eukaryota; Metazoa; Chordata; Mammalia; Sirenia; Trichechidae. Bases 1278 to 3548 code for a protein of 756 amino acids. The record is from RefSeq and is a predicted model, not a curated record. Gene Ontology annotation, biological process: proteolysis.
UAGGACUGCCCCAUAGGGUUUCCGAGGAGUGGCUGGUGGAUUCAAACUGCCAGCAUUUUGGCUAGCAGCCUGAGCUCUUAACCACUGUGCCACCAGGGCUCUUGUUGAAGCUAACUGUGACUAUAAUGUAUUUAGAUAAUGACAGUGCACAAAGUACAAUAUUUAAUGUUUACAUUUAAAAUUAUAUGUCUUUUCCUUCCCUGAAAUGAUCUGAGUCGUAGAAUCUGAGGAAAUGGUAUCUUUUUACCGCAUAGCCUUAGGCUAAAUUUCCGUUUGGGACAAUGCUCUUCUCACUGAUUUUUUUAGGUUCAUAGAAACAACUCCUGCUCAGUUAACUGGAUUGAAAAAGUGAUGUUCAGUAUAUGGCUUCUUUGGAUCCAGACAGUUAGGCGUGAGGCUUCACCAAGUGUACAUGCUCAGGUUACUGCAGAAAUGGUGGUGUUACUUGGAGAAGGCUUUCUCUGGUCCUCCUAGGUGGCAGCAUUGGUAACCUUCCCAGAAUGGUAUUGGGAGAAAUGGAAGCUCUUUCUCACUAGUUACAGCAUAACUGCCUAAAAAGAAUCCAGUUUUCCUUAAUUAAAGUAAGUUUAUUUCAUACAGCUUAAAUCUGCUUUAAAAUGUGUCACUCUUUGACAAUAUUUUUUGUUGGAGAAAAAUAUUUCUUUCCACUGUGAGAUAGUUAAUUUUCAUAAUUCUUAAAAUCUUUUCCUGAUAUUUAGUUUUAUUUUACUGGUGGUGGUCGCUUGUUGUUGUUGUUAUUGGUUUUAAUGCUUUUAAGGCUCAGUUUACUUUUUCAAGGAAUAUAAUUUUAAGUCUGAUCUAUUACAUAAGAAUAAAGAAAACAGUGCUUAUGAACCACACCUAUUCUAAGGAAAUGUUUAUAGUCCCUCAUACUUGAAUUCAUAAAUUUUCAACAGUAUGAGAAAUUGAGAGCGUUAAGAACUGAAGAAAAGGUAUUAGAGGAUAAUACAACUUAUUUAGUUUAUGAAAAUAUUACUAAUACAUUAAAGAUUUUUCAGUUGUUAUUGUUUUGUUAUUUAUGAAAACCAAUAGUGAAUUAGAAAAUACUAAAGAAAAUUCAAAUUUUAAUACAUCUACUGGAUUCCUUUACUUUUUUUUAAUUAUUUUUAGGAAGCUGCACAAGCCUUAAUUUAUGCUGAAAUGGCAGGAUCAAGCCUAGAACAUAUUCAAGAGAAAAUAAAUGAGUAUCUGGAAAGAGUCCAAGCUCUAUAUUCAGCAGAUAUUUCCCUUCAUUCCAACAACCAUUUAUUGAGUGCAUGUUUGGGCUAUAUGUUCAGUCAAAGAAUGCUGAUCCUUUGAAAUCAAAACAUCAGUUGGACCUAGAGCGAGCCCAUUUUCUUGUCACACAAGCUUUUGAUGAAGAUGAAAAAGAGAAUGUUGAAGAUGCUAUAGAAUUGUAUACAGAAGCCGUGGAUCUCUGCCUGAAAACUUCUUCCGAAACUGCUGAUAAAACCCUGCAAAAUAAGCUGAAACAGUUGGCCCGACAGGCACUGGAUAGAGCAGAAGCAUUGAGUGAACCUUUGACAAAGCCACUAAACAAAAUCAAGUCAGCGAAUAAUAAACCAAAGCCACCUCCAACGAGAGCCCAUUUUCCGCUAGGACCUAAUCCCUUCCUUGAAAGACCUCAGCAGUUUAUAACUCCCCAGUCAUGUGAUGCACAAGGACAGAGAUACACAGCAGAAGAAAUAGAAGUACUCAGAUUUUUUUUUCUUGUGUUUUAUAGGACAACAUCAAAAAUAAAUGGUAUAGAAUAUGUUCCUUUCAUGAGUGUUGAUCUGAGGGAACGUUUUGCCUAUCCAAUGCCUUUCUGUGAUAGAUGGGGCAAGCUACCAUUAUCACCUAAACAGAAAACUACAUUUUCCAAAUGGGUACGACCAGAAGACCUCACCAACAAUCCUACAAUGAUUUACACUGUGUCCAGUUUUAGCAUAAAGCAGACAAUAGUAUCAGAUUGUUCCUUUGUGGCAUCCCUGGCUAUCAGUGCAGCUUAUGAGAGACGAUUUAAUAAGAAGUUGAUUACCAGCAUAAUUUACCCUCAGAAUAAGGAUGGUGAACCAGAAUACAAUCCAUGUGGAAAGUAUAUGGUAAAACUUCACCUCAAUGGCGUCCCAAGAAAGGUGAUAAUUGAUGACCAGUUACCUGUUGAUCAUAAGGGAGAAUUGCUCUGUUCUUACUCCAACAACAAAAGUGAAUUAUGGGUUUCUCUCAUAGAAAAAGCAUACAUGAAGGUCAUGGGAGGAUAUGAUUUCCCUGGAUCCAAUUCAAAUAUUGAUCUUCAUGCUCUGACUGGGUGGAUACCAGAAAGGAUUGCUAUGCAUUCAGAUAGCCAGACUUUCAGUAAGGACAAUUCUUUCAGAAUGCUUUACCAAAGAUUUCACAAAGGGGAUGUCCUUAUCACUGCAUCAACCGGAGUGAUGACUGAAGCUGAAGGAGAGAAGUGGGGUCUGGUUCCCACACAUGCAUAUGCUGUUUUAGAUAUUAGAGAAUUCAAGGGACUGCGAUUUAUCCAGUUAAAAAAUCCUUGGAGUCACUUACGUUGGAAAGGAAGAUACAGUGAAAAUGAUGUAAAAAACUGGACUCCAGAGUUGCAAAAAUAUUUAAACUUUGAUCCCCGAACAGCUCAGAAAAUAGACAAUGGGAUAUUUUGGAUUUCAUGGGAUGAUCUAUGCCAGUAUUAUGAUGUGAUUUAUUUGAGUUGGAAUCCAGGUCUUUUUAAAGAAUCAACAUGUAUUCACAGUACUUGGGAUGCGAAGCAAGGACCUGUGAAAGAUGCCUAUAGCCUGGCCAACAAUCCCCAGUACAAACUGGAGGUACAGUGUCCACAAGGAGGCGCUGCAGUGUGGGUUUUGCUUAGUAGACACAUAACAGACAAGGAUGAUUUUGCAAAUAAUCGAGAAUUUAUCACAAUGGUUGUGUACAAGACUGAUGGGAAAAAAGUUUAUUACCCAGUUGACCCAGCUCCAUACAUUGAUGGAAUUCGAAUUAACAGCCCUCAUUAUUUGACUAAGAUAAAGCUCACCACACCUGGGACCCACACGUUUACAUUAGUGGUUUCUCAGUAUGAAAAACAGAACACAAUCCAUUACACAGUCCGAGUAUAUUCGGCAUGCAGCUUUACUUUUUCGAAGAUCCCUUCACCAUACACCUUAUCAAGACGGAUUAAUGGAAAGUGGAGUGGUCAGAGUGCUGGAGGAUGUGGAAAUUUCCAAGAGACUCACAAAAAUAACCCCAUCUACCAAUUCCAUGUAGAUAAGACUGGGCCAUUACUGAUUGAGCUAAGAGGACCAAGGCAAUACAGUGUUGGAUUUGAGGUGGUAACAGUUUCUGUGGUGGGAGAUUCUGGUCCCAGUGGCUUUCAGAGGAAAUCUAGUGGUGAUUACAGGUGUGGGUUUUGCUACUUAGAAUUAGAAAAUAUACCUGCUGGGAUCUACAAUAUCAUUCCCAGUACUUUUUUGCCUAAACAAGAAGGACCUUUUUUCUUGGACUUCAAUAGUAUUAACCCCAUCAAGACAACACAACUUCAGUGAUGGAGAAAUCUCAGCAAUUACUGGAUUUUAUACUUACCAAACAUCAACUCUUCCAAUGAGGACACAAAUCUGCCGGACACUAAAAACAACAAUCAGAACUGAAUUAAAUCUCCAAAAAUGUGUUACAGUGGAUCUGGUGCUCAAGUCAAGUGUUUGGUGAGAAUUGUAUAUAGUCAGAAUAACCCUAAAUCACUCAGAGGUAUAGUUUACAUGGUUUUGUGUAAAUAUAGAGUUGGUUUGCAUUUAGAGGCCAUGUUAUAUAAAAAAGUGCAUAUCAUUAAAAGAUUAGACACAGCACUGUGAGAUGCCUUUGCUAAGAGGAGAGAACUGAGACCAGCUGAGGAAAUUGAGGAACAUAGGCUCAUUGAGUGGAAUGGUGGGGAGGUGUAAUAUCCUGAAAUAUUUACAUUAUUUUUCUCCUUUUUGCAGAGCAUGUUGUAAGUUAAACCUGCUUGUGUUGCGAUUCCACUGUCCAUCUUGGGCAUCUGAUUACCAAAUGAAUCAUGUCACCAUAACCAGAUUUUAAUUCGUCAUUAUUUAUGACUUUGAAAUGUUUAUUGUUGCCCAAGUGUUAUGAAAGAAUAAAGCUUUAAGAAAUCCUAAUUAGCAUAAAGAUGUUCAUGCUUAAGAAUGGAGGUUGUUGGAAGUUAGAUAUGUAGCUCCCUUUGGAUCAUGUAAAGAGAACUGAAAUAUAUACAGUAUUGCAGUUUUUCUUUUAUCUGAUUGAAGUAGUAAACUUCUGAGACAUUGCAGACAUAAUGUAAUUUGAGUAGUCUUUUAUCAGUUGUGCUGUAUAGUUCAGUGCUCUUUAUGGUAACAGCCCUUUGAAGAAAAUAUAAUUGAGAAUUUAAUAUAUGGUAGUUGGGUUAUAUACAGCAGUCAGAAAGAGUGAAUUGCCAAGAUACUAGCUAGUGUCGUGUAAAUUCCCAGCUGUUUACAUAAAAAUCCAUCAGAACAAUGCUCAGUAUUUUAAAGAUCCAAAAAAUUAAUAGGGUGGGAUUUUUCAUUGUCUCUACUUUAUAAUUAUCAAAACUUCCUAUUUUGUAUUUCGCACUGCCUUUAAUUGAAAUAAAAUAUGUUUAUACUUA